AAGUGUAAAAUUGAAAAACAAGCACAAAGAGGGAGAGAGAGGGGCAAGGAGAUCUGCGAGAACCCAAAGAUUUUCACACACAGCUCUCCUCCUCUCCGACCAGAUCGGGCACUAGCGUUUUAAACCUCGCAAUAUUUUCUUUCUUGUUUUGGAAAUUUCAAAUAAUAUUGCCCGACCGUUGAUCACUUCGAAUUUUGUACGAUUUCCGAAAUUGAUUGAUCUAUAGGGUUUGUUUCUUAGGGUUUUGAUGAGAGAGAUGGUGGUGGGGAUGAGAAUUGUGGGUUAAUUGUAUGCGACUUUUCGGCGUUUUCGUGGGCUUUUGGGUCUGAAUGGCUUCGGCUCAGGUGCUGCGGAAACAGGAGCAUUUGGAAGCUGGAAAGCGCCGGUUGGAGGAGUUCCGUAAGAAAAAAGCAGCAGAACAAGUGAAGAAGGCUGCAUCUGUCAGCCAAAAUCAUACUUCUGACAUUAGACCCCAUCAGAAACAGCCUUUAGAAACUGAACCUGUACGACGUACAGAUUCAGAUGGAGCUGGCACAUCUGAUGAACCUGGCAAAGCUGUUAUGGGACCCUCAGCUGCAGUAACUGCCAAUGAAAACAAAGCAAUCGGUUUUCCCUUUAAAAGUGAACAAGAUUCUUUAAAUGACACACUUGCUAGUCCUCCGUUGUCAGUGAAAUAUUCUAAUGCACAUUAUGCAGAUAGUGCACAGACAGAUGCAGGUGAUAAAAAGUUUAAGACAUAUGGUGCUUCAGGAUUUGCUAGAUCAAUGGAUGUUAACCAUAGCCAUGAGACUGAAGGGCUGAAUAAUGAUGUGGGAAUAUAUACUGGAGUGCAAGGUAAACUUCCAUUCGAGACUGCAACUGAUCAGUCUAGGUUUUUUGGAAGGGAUGGAUCCCAGUCAACAGAAAAUAGAAGUUCUUUGAUGCAAUCUAAUGUUACAAAUCCUGGUUAUUCUCAUGAUUCUACUGCAAAAGCCUCACCUCAGAAUUCUGUUGGAACUCUACGACAAGCUAACCCCAGUAAUGCCAGCAUGCUGAUCAGUGCCCAUACAUCCUCCUCAUUUUAUGAAGACUCUAUUCAAGCUACCUCUAAUGCAAGAGGGUCUGCUCAUGAAACUGGGCAACACAUGAAUGGUAUCUCCCACAUCGGUGAUUCUAUGGUUUCUGAUUAUGAGGAAAGAAAACUUAGUAGCUAUGCCAGCAGUUUGCCUAGUGUCAACAAUGCAGCUCCACUAACAUUUGAAGCCACAGGUUUUAGUUCUGAUGUCAGAAGUUCCUCCAAUCAUAUACCACUAUUUUCAGGCACAACUGAAACUAAUUCCUGGAGAUCUCGUCCAUCUUUUCUUGAUUCUCUUAAUGUGCCUAGAGAUUUUUCAGGGACUCUCUUUCAACAUACUGAUCCUGAGAAGGGCUCAUUUAUGUCCAAUAGUUCAAAUACGAACAACAUGGAUCUUUUUGGAUCAUCUGCUUUUAAGAAGCCAUCAGUGGAGAGUGAAAGCAUGGGGACUUUUCCGAAGCUGAAAACUCCUAAUGGGCCUAGUGUAUUUGAUCAAUCCAGGAAUUCUUCAGUUUAUUCUGGCAGUGGGGAAGACCCGGUGAGAUGGAGUAUUAAUGAGAAUAACUUGGAUAUAAAACAAGAGUUUUAUUCAGCUAAACAAAAUGAAGAUUUUGCUGCUUUGGAACAGCAUAUUGAAGAUUUGACACAAGAAAAAUUCUCUUUGCAACGAGCUCUUGAGGCUUCGCAAGCUUUAGCGGAGUCCUUAGCUUCUGAGAAUUCAUCUGCGACUGAUAGUUACAAUCAACAGAGAAGUGUUGUCAACCAACUCAAAUCUGACAUGGAAAAGUUACAGGAGGAAAUCAAGGCCCAGCUGGUGGAACUUGAGUCUGUCAAGAUUGAAUAUUCAAAUGCGCAGCUAGAAUGUAAUGCAGCUGAUGAGCGUGCCAAGUUACUAGCUGCGGAAGUCAUCGGUUUAGAGGAGAAGGCACUCAGACUAAGAUCUAGUGAGCUAAAGCUGGAGAGGCAAUUGGAGAAAUCACAAGCUGAAAUAUCUUCAUACAGAAAGAAAAUGUCUAGCUUAGAGAAAGAGCGUCAGGAUUUGCAGUCAACUAUUGAUGCUCUUCAAGAAGAGAAGAAGCUGUUGCAGUCUAAGCUGCGGAAAGCUUCCACAAGCAACACUUCUCUUAAUAAGAGAGAUACAUCUACAUCUACAGAAGAUUUAGAGCCUUCCAUCCAUGAAACACAUCAAACAGCAUCUUCUCUUGGAAGUGAUGCCUCCAGUGUUUCCUUGCUGCCUGAAAAUGGCCAAUCAACUCUUGAAGUUUCAUCUGUGAAUAUUCCUUCUGAUCAGAUGAGAAUGAUUCAGAAUAUUAAUGCAAUAAUUUCUGAGUUAGCAUUGGAGAAAGAAGAGUUGAUGCAAGCUUUGGUAUCUGAGUCAUCUCAUUGUUCCAAGCUGAAGGAGUUGAACAAGGAUUUGUCCCAUAAACUUGAAUCUCAAACUCAAAGACUAGAGCUUUUGACUGCUCAAAGUAUGGCCAAUGAGAGUAUUCAAGCUAGACAACCUGAUUCUCAUACUAUGCAGGAGAAUACCCCGUAUGCAGAUGAGGGCGAUGAGGUGGUGGAAAGGGUCUUAGGAUGGAUCAUGAAGCUCUUUCCUGGAGGGCCAUCAAGACGAAGAACCAGCAAGCUGCUGUAAUAUGCAAGUCAGAAAAGCUGUUGGCAAAGGUCUACUUUGAGAUCUGUUUUUGUCAUCCCUCACCAGCAGAUCAUCCCUUGUUUUGGCGAUACAACAGAGGUCGUAAUCUGUAUAUUUUGAGUCAAUUAUACAGCCAUUCUUUAUAAACGGAAAUGAGUAAUGUUUUGAGAGGUCUUCCCAUUGAUUGGUAAAUUCAAUUUGUCAUUUAUUUGACCGAUGACAAUAAAUGAUGUCCCUUGUUGCUAUCAAAGUUUAAUUGGACAUUUGUUGGAUAAGAGACGAAUGUAAGAGGUUGUAGUUGUAACGUGCCUCUCAGGUUUUGCAGUUCUUUAUUGCCUAUAUCAUCUUUUGUAUUUGAUUAUAACAGUUCGGGGCUCAAGCCCAUAAAGUGAAACAAAUAGUUUUUGGCA
Messenger RNA from Alnus glutinosa, 3100 nucleotides. Its product is annotated as protein BLISTER. The record is from RefSeq and is a predicted model, not a curated record. The coding region runs from base 330 to 2690 and encodes 786 amino acids. Gene Ontology annotation, biological process: regulation of growth. The transcript has 13 exons. NCBI's taxonomy places the organism in Eukaryota, Viridiplantae, Streptophyta, Magnoliopsida, Fagales, Betulaceae.